GAUAGCACGGAGUACGAUAGACUGCGAAAGCUGCAUUGGUAAGUCCGCUACCUUAUUACUUCAAGGACAAGAUGCGGGUCAACGCUAAUGUAUGGCACACCCAGGUCAGAGACUGCUUGGAAAGUGCCGUCGUGCAUCUUUGAACCUUCAGAUUCCACGGCACUCGCAGAUGCUGUCAAGAUCAUCUCCUCCAACAAUAUCACAUUUGCCGUACGGAGUGGCGGCCACAGCCCCUUCUCUAAUUGGGCAAACGUAGAUGGCGGAGUUCUUAUUUCGCUGAGUGCCAUCAACGCCAUUUCAUAUAACCCUACCGACGAGACUGUGCGCGUUGGAACUGGCAACCAAUGGGGCCAGGUGUAUGGGAAGCUUGCCGAAUAUGAUCGAGUUGUUGUGGGGGGUAGAGUUCCUGAUGUAGGCUUUGGCCUACUCACAGGCGGCGGUCUUUCCCACCACUCUAGUCUUUAUGGUUUUGCGGCCGACAACGUGAUAAUCUACGAAGUUGUCCUUUCCAAUGGAACAGAAAAGACUGUCUCCCGAGCCUCCGACCCUGAGCACUUCUGGGCCCUCAAAGCUGGAGGGACAAACUUUGGAAUUAUAUCAUACGUCACACUAAAGGCAUUUCCGCAGGGAAAAGUCUGGGGAGGCGUGAUCUUUUAUUCCAUCGAGUAUCUGGAUCAGAUUAUGGCAGCAAUAGCCGAAUACCAGGCUGUUGGACAACUUGACCCUAGAUCUGCCAUCCUACCAUAUGUGGCCUUCAACAACUUCAACUCGAUUUUCAUUUCGUUUUCCUACCUGGACGCUGUCGAGCGCCCAGAGGUGUUCAAUAACUUUUACAGGAUUCCGUCCUUGUUGGACGACACGAAGAUCCACAACAACUUCAGUGCAUCAAUUUCUGAAGUGGUGGACAAAGUAUAUCCGAGAUGGACUUGGGGCUCCACCACCUUUUACUUAGAUAACAGCACGUACGUGCAGGUUGCACGCUUAUGUCAGAACAUAUCCCGUACGGAUGAGUUCCAAGCUAUACAGGGCGCCACAUUGGUGCUAGUUCCUCAGCCCGUAUCUAGAGCAAUGGUGCAACGAUCAGUAGCGAGCGGAGAGCAUCCCAUGAAUCUGCGCGACAGGGAACAAAUAUGGUUCUCGAUCAACCUCGGCUGGCAAUACGCAUCAGACGACGCAAGGAUGGAACAGUUUGUCGUCGACACUCUCUCUUCGAUUGAGAAAUUGACAAAGUCAAAGGGUUUGUUCGACGAGUACGUGUUCUUCAACAACGCUCACACAACGCAAGACCCUCUUCGGAGGUAUGGACAAAACGCAUUCCGAAAGAUGAAGAGAAUCAGCCGGACCGUCGACCCGGCGCAGAUUUAUCAGUCGCGGCUAGCUGGCGGGUUCAAACUUGGUGGUUCAUGAAAGCAACGAGUUUAGACUUGCAAAUGCGAACAUCAAUGAGUCUAGAUAGAGAU
Paraphaeosphaeria sporulosa is the source of this 1460-nucleotide messenger RNA. RefSeq names its product FAD-binding domain-containing protein. The transcript is spliced from 4 exons. Gene Ontology annotation, molecular function: FAD binding. NCBI's taxonomy places the organism in Eukaryota, Fungi, Ascomycota, Dothideomycetes, Pleosporales, Didymosphaeriaceae. The coding region runs from base 88 to 1407 and encodes 439 amino acids. The record is from RefSeq and is a predicted model, not a curated record.